Molecule: messenger RNA, 1338 nt
Organism: Penicillium antarcticum
Lineage: Eukaryota; Fungi; Ascomycota; Eurotiomycetes; Eurotiales; Aspergillaceae
Exons: 2
Coding region: 1-1338 (445 amino acids)
Biological process (GO): long-chain fatty-acyl-CoA metabolic process
Cellular component (GO): peroxisome
Molecular function (GO): alcohol-forming very long-chain fatty acyl-CoA reductase (NADP+) activity
Source: RefSeq, a predicted model, not a curated record
AUGGUAUGGGACUACUAUAAUGGCAAGGUUCUCUUUGUGACAGGAGGAUCAGGGUUCAUUGGGACUGCACUUCUCUGGCGACUCUUAAGUCAAUCGUCACCUGAACGAGUAUAUGUGCUAUGUCGAGGUGGAUAUGCCAAAGCGGAAGAAAAAUGGUCAAGCAUGCUUCCACCUUCUACUGCAAAGAUCCUCACAGAUAGUCAACUGCUGACUGUUCUCGACGGUGAAUUGGGUAACACUGCCACAAUGGAUCUCCCAGAAGAAACGUUACAGAUGCUCAAAGGAACAGUGCACAUAGUCAUCCACGCAGCAUGUUCAGUCCAACUACAAAACUCUCUCCGAGAACUAUCAUACAGUGUCAUGGCACCGUCCCUGUGCCUGACAAAAUAUGCCUUAAAAUUCCCCAACCUUGAACGUUUUGUCUUUUUCUCAACCGCGUAUGCCAACGCCCAUUUAUGGCAGACAAGCAAGUCAUCCGACGUCCGUGUAGAUGAAAGGAUAUACCCCCUCAGCACUGAGAGCGAAGACUACUACCAAAGUGCACUGGAUUCAUGGCGCGCAGUACAAAGUACUGGCUCGUCAGAUGAAUACGACGCUCAUGAUUUCCCCUGGCCCUACGCUUACGCCAAACACCUGACCGAACGACUCGUUCUGCAACAAGUAUCAGAACGCAACAAGCUAGACAAAGUUCUCAUUAUCAGGCCGUCGGUCAUCGGCCCUGCCGACAAGCUUCCAUAUCCCGGGUAUGCAACCUCACAAGGUACACCCUCGACAGCCUGUGCUGCGGCAUACAUGCUACACCCAGGCCGGCAAAUCACACUGGCAUCUCGAUGCGAGAAGCCAGGUCAAGAAGCCACCAUCGAUGAAGUUCCAGUGGAUGUGGUGGUAGAUCGGGUGCUGGUCCAUGUAGCAAUGGGGACUAGUGGAUUGGUCCACGCUGUCAGUGGGGAGCAGAGUCGGUUAUCUGUUGAUGAAUGGUGGCAUGCGUUUAAGAAAGAGAGGCGAAUUCCUUGGAAUGCGAAGCUUGCUUGGACGGCUGGGGAUUGGCAUUCGCCUAACCUUCAUCAGAUGGCGAGGCGGUUCAAGAUUAUUGGGACCUCUUUUGCUUUCUCCGAACAGAAGACUGUUCAGGUGGCGGAGAAGUUGCAGGGUCAGAAGGGGAACUUGAUGUUAUUUGCGGAUCGGUCCUUGCCUUAUUCUUUGCACUUGAGGAGACAUCAUAUUCAUCAUAUGGCGAUUCAGCAUGCCAAGUCAAACAAGUGGCCUGCUUGCUAUGCCAAGGUGUUUUGUCGCAAGGGGAAGUCGUUGGCUCAGCUAGACAAGCAGGUCAAGGCAUGA